AUGGGUGUUCAAUCAAAAUUCGAUAUUCAUAUUGAUGAUCUAAACGAUAAACAAAAGGAAAAGAUCAAGGAGUUGAGAGAUCGGUUGAGAGAAGAUUUGAAACGAUAUCCUGAAUAUGACACUGAUCUAUCGCUUUUUCGAUGGUUGGUCGGAUGGGAUUAUGAUAUCGAUGCCAUUGUCCCAAAAGCAUCGUGGGCUCUUUCCGUUUUUGAUAACCUCGGUUUCAACGAUUUCCAAAUCAACUCCAUCGAUGACAUUCACCAAUACGCACUAGCUAGAAGCCCUGCUGUCCCAUAUUUUCCCGGUGGUCUUCUCGGCUAUGAUAAGGACGGAAAUGUACUUUAUUGUCAACCAAUGGCUAAAGCUCAUCCUAAAACUCUUAUCAAAGCUGACUCAAUCUCUCAAGUGCUUCGGCUAGAGUUGGCUAUGAUCGAAGGAGCUUUCAAACUAGUCAGAGCGCAAGAAGCGAAAACUGGACGUAAAUGCGGAAUGAAGAUCAUUAUGGAUUUAGACGGUUUUUCUUACAGCGAGCACAUCCACAUGCCAGCAAUCACAGAAUACCUCAAACUUUUAUCCCUUGUACAGGCUGUAUUUCCGGACUUUUUGCGAAAACUUUGGGUCGUCAACCCACCGACCACAAUUGCUGUUGUUUACAAUAUUGUAAAACCCGUAUUGGCUAAGCAAACUCGGGAGAAGAUUGAGAUUCUCGGGAAAGAUUGGAAAGAGAUUCUUGUGACUAGCUGUGGAGCCGAGAACUUGUACCCACAAUGGGGCGGAGUCAAACCAGCCGCCACACCCUAUGGAAAUGUGCGGCUUGGAGGGAAAGUGCCAGAAAAAGUGAUGUAUUCGCCGUUAAACAAUCCGUGGGAUGACGAAGAGCGGAUGAAGUCGAUAAACGUCUCGGCGAGAAGCAAAGCCGAGAUACGAAUUCAAGCCGAAAAAGGCGAAACGAUUAGGUGGUUGUUCCGAGUGAGCAGCGGUGAUGUCGACUUCUCGAUUAGGCAUAAUGAUGCAGAGGUGUAUCCAACUUUUCGGAUUUCUACUGAAUUUGUGCCUGAGAUUGGGUCAAUGAUUUGCAGAGAGUCGGGCGAGUAUGUGAUUCUCUUUGAGAAUUUGCAUGGAAAACUAUGGAGCAAGGACGUCAAGUACCGGGUUGAGGUUGAAGAGGCU
Molecule: messenger RNA, 1170 nt
Organism: Mesorhabditis belari
Lineage: Eukaryota; Metazoa; Nematoda; Chromadorea; Rhabditida; Rhabditidae
Source: the annotation of a GenBank genome assembly